Messenger RNA from Centrocercus urophasianus (Greater sage-grouse), 4022 nucleotides. RefSeq names its product chloride channel CLIC like 1 (gene CLCC1). Bases 152 to 1699 code for a protein of 515 amino acids. The record is from RefSeq and is a predicted model, not a curated record. Gene Ontology annotation, molecular function: chloride channel activity. The transcript is spliced from 11 exons. Lineage: Eukaryota; Metazoa; Chordata; Aves; Galliformes; Phasianidae. Gene Ontology annotation, cellular component: endoplasmic reticulum; membrane.
GGCCGGCUGCGAGGCUCCGAGGCUCCGACGAGACAGCGGGAGCGGCGAUAGCGACGAGAACGUUUGCUCCGGGUUGUACUGCCAUUUCAGCCCUCGCACGGAAAGCGGUCCUCCCUCCCCUGCCGCGUAGCCCCGCGCCGUGGGCGCAGCGAUGCUGGUGCUGGUGCUGUGCGCCGCCGUGCUGGCGGGAGGCCGGGCCCAGGACGACGACUGGAUCGACCCCACCGAUAUGCUUAACUACGACGCGGCGUCGGGAACGAUGAGAAGGCCUUACAAGGUAAACUAUCAUGAUUCUGAGGAUAAGACAGUGGAUGGAAUCAUCAAUGAAAACUUAUCAAGUUGUUCCAGGGAAGUGGAUUCUUUGCAGCGGAAGAUUGCAGAAUGUGAGAACAGGAAUGCCAAAUCUCGUGAAAGCCGGAGCUUUUAUAUUUUCAAGCGGUACUUGAAUAAGAUUUUAAAUGAAGCUAGGAAACUUGGCCUUCCCGAGGGAAACAUGGACCAAGUGCAUUAUGAUGCUGAGAUUAUCCUCACAAAACAGACACAUCUGGAGAUCCUCCGGUUCCUGCAGGAGGAAGCGUGGCAGCCAGGUGCUGUGGAUGAUGCACUUAGCAAUAUUUUGAUCAAUUUUAAGCACCACGAUUAUAAAGCUUGGCACUGGAGAUUUGAAGACACUUUUGGAAUUGAUCUGUAUAACGUGUUUAUGAUACUCUUGUGCUUAGUGUGUGUUGUCAUUAUAAUAGCUACAGAGCUGUGGACACGUAUCCACUGGUUUGUUCAGCUGAAACGUGUUUUAUUAAUAAGUUUUCUCAUCAGUUUUGCAUGGAAUUGGCUUUACUUAUAUAAGCGGGCUUUUGCACAGCAUCAAGCAGAAAUUGCCAAAAUGGGGCAGUUUGAUAACAUUUGUGCUGAGAAGUUGGACUGGAGAGAGAGCCUUAUUGGAUGGCUCAGAAGACAGUGGACAUUUCAGGAUGAUCCAUGUCAGAAAUACUACGAAACUUUGCUAGUAAACCCUGUUCUGCUGGUUCCACCAACAAAGGCAUUGGCUAUUACUUUUACCACCUUUGUGACUGAGCCUUUGAAGCAUGUGGGACAAGGUAUUGGUGAAUUCAUCAGAGCGCUUAUGAAGGAGAUACCACUGAUUCUGCAGGUUCCAGUGCUAAUCAUGAUGGCUCUGCUCAUUCUGGCUUUCUGCUAUGGUGCAGCAUCAUCACUGUCUGCAAUAAGAUAUUUAAUGCCUUCUCAGAAGAAGAGGCUUCCUCUACCUGACGGUCAGCAGGAGGAAAUAGACUUCAGUCAGUAUGAUGGGAGUAAAUCCGAUGGCUGCUAUUCACAGAAGACUCCUAGCAUUUACAGAGGCCACUACAGCAGAGGAGAUGUUCAGAUGAGACCUGGAAAUAGCAGCAGCAGUCUUGAUGUGCUGCAUGCGAGUGGAGAGCCAGAUACACGAGUAGAGGAGUCUCAAAAACCAGAAGCUGGUAAUAGAUUUCACCCUGAGGCUGAAAUUCGUAGAUUAGAACCUUCUCCAGCUGCAACCCAUACCGGAGAAAAGGCACUUGAGCAUCAGAAGCAGUGGACAGAUAAAGCAGAGGAAGAGACUGCAAAAAGUAGUGAUCCUAACAGAAACGAGGAAGAACAAAGUUGUGCAGUGGGACCUGAAGAGAGGAAGAGCAGCACGUGCGAGUCACAGGAAGGAGACUGAGGAGUCCCCACACCCUGUGGUGGAGUAGAGGACGUUGCUACUGAAGCAGCUGAGAAUCUGUUCUUCUCCUGGAAGUGGCAUCUCUGAUCAUCCAUCCUGUUACUCUGGAAUCGGCUCAGCAGAUCAAAGAACCCUUCAUCUGCCACUGUUUCUCGACUGUUUCUCUGAAGAGGAAAGAAAAGUUAGAGGUACUUGGAACUCAGAAGUACCUAAAAACUAGGGCGACUGCAGGGCAGUUUGAUUCCAGUAAUAUAUUUGCAUAUCUGAAAUUCAUUAAACUAAUUUUUUUUAGUCAUCCAUUCUUGUAGACAGAGAUUUAUCCAAAGAAGCAACAUUUAUAAUAUGACAAACAGUUCUGGAAGGUAAAAUCUAGUAAAGAGAUUUUGUUCUCAGAAAGAAAUAGUACACUGAUUAGUAUAAGCCCACCAAAAACCCCAGAGCCCAUAGGCCAUGAAAUUUCCAUUUGCUCCUUAGCUCUGUGUUGAAAAGCACUCUUCUCCCUGCGAGAUCAAAUGACUCUGUUGUUUUCUUUUUAAUCAACUUCCAUGAAUAGUGCAGUAAUCUAAAACAUACAUUUAAUUAUACCUUCCAGUGUCUGAAUCCAAAAAACUACGUUUUUCAGAUUAGAAGAAGCAGGGUAGAAAGGCUAGAAAUAAAAUAUAUGCAAGUUAUUUUAGACAGUCCAUUAGGAAAAUGUAGUAGUCCCAAUGGUAGGAGAGACUUACAGCUGUCACCACCCAGGAGACAGAAGGAGAACGGCUGACUCUACAUCAACUUACAGCGUUUAACUCAAAUAUAUAAGUAGAACUAAAAAUGUUAUCUGCACAAACAAGUUUUCCUUAGUUUUGGUCAAAUCAAGAUUAUAUGAAAUCAAGGUUAUGAUCUGAGAGGACUCCAAACCUACCCUCUGAGAGUUGGGAAGGCGGUGGUCAAUAGAAUUACUGGCAUCCUGCAGAACUUUGGAAGUGGUGCCAUUUUUAUACUUUUUGCCUUUGAGUCGAUUUACAAAAUGCAAUUUUGCUGAAGGUUUGGCAAUGAGUGGUUUCUGUUUAGCAAGAAUCUCACUGUUCCAGUUCUGAACCUAAAAAAAGAAACCAAAACAUUUUCAUCAUAUAUUGUUUUAUUUCUUAUUUGUGUAUUUAUUCUUUUCAUCCCUAAAAUGAAGCAGCUUUAUGCUUUUCAUUUUAUCCAGCCACUCAGACAUAAACCUCAGUUUUGCUUCUGUUACUUGACCUGUGAUUAUUGAGAUUUUGUUACCUGAAUCAGGCCACUACUGCUACUGAUCAGUCUUAUAACUGAACCAUCAUGCAAUGACUGAUUUGACUAAAAUGUGCUCAUGGCCUGUGUAAUCAAACAUGCUGAUGUUUUCAUUGCUGAGGGCCACAGAGAAACUGUAGAAAGAAUGGAGAAAAUGCCAGCAUGAGAGCAAACAGGAUUAACUAUCAUUCACUGAAAACAGUAGGGAAAACAGUCUGACAGAGUUCCCCUAAAUACUCUUCUAAAAUAAGUGCCCCAAAAAUCUGAUAACUUCCUCUACAAUAGCAAACUGUUCUAAUUGGAAAAAAAUAAAAGUUCUUGACCCUGCAUCAGAGCCUGUAGCCACAAUCCAGUCUUUCAGCAAAACAGAAUUCAUUCUAAAGCCUGAGGGAUCAACCCACGUUCCAGCUCCAAGAUGACAGUAUCCUGUACAGUCAAAUAAUGCUACUGUUCAUCAUGUUGUUCUACACUCCCUUACUUAGGGAGUAAACUUCAGAACCUACUACAUGAAUGUCUUGAAAAGAGCCCUUUAUAAGAACUAAGCCACAAAACUAGGUUAAUACUUGAUUAUAAAAAUCCACAUGAAGCAUUUGAGUAUAUUUAGGGCAGACAAUCACAGGCUACGUCUUUUGAAAGAUACCACAGACAAACGCAUUCAGAGAAUAAGAAAAUGGGGCUGAUACUGCCAAAAGCUUAAUGGUUCCCUGCAGGGAAAUCCAUUUGCAAUAAAACCCAGGAUCUUUAGAAAUUAGUAUCCAGAGCAGUGCUGAAAGCAACAGUGCUGCUGCAUCUGCACCAGCUGUCACCGUGUAAGCUUAGAGAUUUCAUUUUGUAUUUCUAAUCAUGGCAGAAUGCUUUGGAUCACUUGAAAACAUGGGCAGCAGAUACCCCAAUAUGCAGGAAAAAAAUAGCAUCAGCUUGCCUUUAGAAUCAUUUGUAUAGAAUUCCAAAGAGACUUCUCCUUGAAGACUGAGCUAAAGCUUUGGAGUUCUGUUCUGAAUCACUUUCUGCAUUCUGUUCUGAAUCAUUUCUAACAUUAAACUCCUACAAAAACCUUUAGAUUUCA